Molecule: messenger RNA, 2821 nt
Organism: Macaca mulatta (Rhesus monkey)
Lineage: Eukaryota; Metazoa; Chordata; Mammalia; Primates; Cercopithecidae
Gene: RGS16
Product: regulator of G protein signaling 16
Source: RefSeq, a predicted model, not a curated record
UGCCAGGUUUGCACCCUGUGCGCCUGUCCUUCAGGACCCAGCAGGCUCAGACUUACCUGCGAUCAAAGCCCUGUGUGCCUCUCAGACCCACCAGCCCCGUGGAAUCUCUUGCAACACGACACCGCUGCGUGAGUUUUCUGUUGUUACUAGAGGUCAGCAGGUAUUUUCCCCUAGGAAACUGGGUGUGCACGUCUCAUCCCCGUGCCAAUUCUCUUGCCGCUUCUCCUUCCACACGCGGCGUCCUCCGGAGGGAGGGUGCAGCUCCGCGUGCUCCAGCUGCCGCGAAAGUUGCGCCCGGCCCAGUCUGGCUGUGGGCCCCGCCUCCGCCUUCUCAGUGUCCAGCCCCGCCCUCCGAUUGGUCAGCAGUGCCCAGCCCCGUUCCUCCGAGGGGAUUAAAGCAGCGGCCGCGAAGUCUGGGUGCUUGCAGGCUGCUAAAGCCAACCCCAGUUGAUUAGCACCUGCUACCGCGCUUUGCUUCCUAGCGCUCGCGGAGCCUCCUGGAGCCUGCCACCAUCCUGCCGGCUACGUGCUGCCCCGCGCCCGCAGCCAUGUGCCGUACCCUGGCCGCCUUCCCCACCACCUGCCUGGAGAGAGCCAAAGAGUUCAAGACACGUCUGGGGAUCUUUCUUCACAAAUCAGAGCUGGGCUGUGAUACUGGGAGUAGUGGCAAGUUCGAGUGGGGCAGUAAACACGGCAAAGAGAAUAGAAACUUCUCAGAAGAUGUGCUGGGGUGGAGAGAGUCGUUCGACCUGCUGCUGAGCAGUAAAAAUGGAGUGGCUGCUUUCCACGCUUUCCUCAAGACGGAGUUCAGUGAGGAGAACCUGGAGUUCUGGCUGGCCUGUGAGGAGUUCAAGAAGAUCCAAUCAGCUACCAAGCGGGCCUCCAGGGCACACCGGAUCUUUGAGGAGUUCAUCUGCAGCGAGGCCCCUAAAGAGGUCAACAUUGACCAUGAGACCCGCGAGCUGACUAGGAUGAACCUGCAAACCGUCACAGCCACAUGCUUUGACACAGCUCAAGGGAAGACACGUACCCUGAUGGAGAAGGACUCCUACCCACGCUUCCUGAAGUCACCCGCUUACCGGGACCUGGCUGCCCAAGCCUCAGCCGCCUCUGCUACUCCGUCCAGCUGCAGCCUGGCCGAGCCCUCACACACCUGAGUCUCCACGGCAGUGAGGAAGCCAGCUGGGAAGAGAGGUUGAGUCACCCAUCCCCAAGGUGGCUGCCCCUGUGUGGGAGGCAGGUUCUGCAAAGCAAGUGCAAGAGGACAAAAAAAAAAAAAAAAAAAAAAAAAGCGCUCCAGCAGCCUGUUUGGGAAGCAGCAAUCUCUCCUUCAUAUACUGUGGGACUCAUGCUGGAGAGGGGCCACCCACUUCCAGGACCUGUGAAUAAGGGCUAAUGAUGAGGGUUGGUGGGGCUCUCUGUGGGGGAAAAAAGGUGGCACGGGGUUAGCACUGGCUCUCGUUCUCACCGGAGAAGGAAGUGUUCUAGCGUGGUUUAGGAAACGUGGAUAAAGGGAACUGUGAAAAUGAGAGGAGGAAAGACACCCAGAUCAGCUGUUUUGCCUGUUGCUCAGUUGACUCUGGUCGCAUCCUGUUUUCCUAAUUCCCAGACGUUCUGGGCACAGAAAGGACCCUGCGUGUGGAGUCUUCCCCUUUGGCCCUCCUCACUGGCCUCUGGGCUGGCCCGGAGUCCCUUAGCUUGUACCUUGUAACACUCCUGUGUGUCUGUCCAGCCUUGCAGUCAUGUCAAGGCCAGCAAGCUGAUGUGACUCUUGCCCCAUGCGAGCUAUUUAUACCUCAAACACUGGCCUGUGAGCCCUUUCCAAGUCAGUGGAGAGCCCUGAAAGGAGGCUCACUUGAACCACCCUCAGUGUUCUGGGUGACCCCCUGCAGGUGGCCCCUGACCCUGUGUUGCAACAGGGUCCACCUGUGAGCAGGCCCCCCCAGGGGCCUUUUCCUGGAUGUGCACUCUCUGAGUUCUGUGCUGUCUCUUGGAGGCAGGGCCCAGGAGAAGAAAGUGUGGAGGCCUCGGGGAGUGGCUUUUCCAGCUCUCAUGUCCCGCAGUGUGGAACAAGGCAGAAAAGGAUCCUAGGAAACAAAUCUCUUGGCAGUCCCUGAGAGUCCUGCUGAAAUCCAGCCAGUGUUUUUUUGUGGUAUGAGAACAGGCAGAAAGAGAUGCCCCGAGAUAGAAGGGGAGCCUCGUGUUUCUUUCCUGCGGACAUGAGAUGAACCACUGGAGUGGGCAGAGGUGGCCCAGGACCAUGGCGCCCUUAGAGUGCAGAAGCUGGGGGGAGAGGCUGCUUGGAAGGGCAGGACUGGGGAUAAUCAGAACCUGCUUGUCACCUCAGGGCGUCACCGAACAAACAUUUCCUAAUGGGAACUCCUGCAGCAGAGCCCGGGCUGGAGGUAAAUUACCCAGGGCAGCCCCCUUGUGGCCCAGGAUCAUCAACAUUGUUCUCUGUGCACCAUGAGCGCCUCCGGGAGAUUAUUUAAGUGUAUUGUAUCAUUGGUUUUGUGUGAUUGUCAUAACAUUGUUUUUGUUAUUGUUGGUGCUCUUGUUAUUUAUUAUUGUAAUCUCAGUUUGCCUCUACUGGAGAAUCUCAGCAGGGGUUUCAGCCUGACUGUCUCCCUCUCUCCACCAGACUCUACCUCUGAAUGUGCUGGGAACCUCUUGGAGCCUGUCAGGAACUCCUCACUGUUUAAAUAUUUAUUUAUUGUGGCAAAUGGAGCUGGUUUCCUAGAUACGAAUGAUGUUUGCAGUCCCCAUUUUCCUGUUUCAGCAUGUUACAUUCUUAUAAAAUAAAAACAAAAGUCAAAUAUGA